UGUUAAACCCCCGCGUUGUAGAAAUCUAGAAGUAUAUCAGAGGAGGUCGUGGAGAGGGGUCUCAUCAUAUUCAUCCCUGUUAAACCCACCCACGUCUACUUGUGUAAUCUCUGCUACCUUCUCUCAACUUUUCACACCCUCAAAAAUGGCGGACGUUAAAGAAGAAGAGCAACAAAUCCCAGCAGAGAACCUCCAAUCUCUCUCCAUCAACGACCCUUCUCACUCUUCUCCCUCCGCCGCCGCCGCCGUCAGGAUGUCAUUGGAGCAAAGAUUUGAGAUUAUAAAAAGUGUGGGGGAGGAGUGCAUACAAGAAGGGGAGUUGAUGGAACUCCUCAAGAAAAAGGAUGAACCUAUUUGCUAUGAUGGGUUUGAACCAUCUGGUCGUAUGCAUAUUGCCCAGGGGGCUAUGAAGACAAUCAAUGUGAACAAGUUGGUAUCUUCUGGUUGUAGAGUAAGGAUGUGGAUUGGAGAUUGGUUCGCUUUCUUAAAUAACAAAAUGGGUGGUGAUUUGAAGAAAAUUGAAGUUGUUGGGAAGUAUUUUAUUGAAAUCUGGAAGGCUGCUGGAAUGGAUAUUGAUUCAGGAAAAGUUGAGUUUUUAUGGUCCUCCAAAGAAAUCAAUGCACGUUCAGAUGAGUACUGGCCUCUUGUGAUGGAUAUAGCUCGAAAAAACAAGCUGCCAAGGCUCCAGAGGUGCUGUCAAAUUAUGGGCCGUGAAGACCCAGAAGAUCUAUCUGGUGCUCAGAUCUUGUAUCCCUGCAUGCAAUGUGCUGAUAUCUUUUUUCUGAAGGCAGACAUUUGCCAGCUUGGUAUGGAUCAGCGCAAGGUCAACAUGCUUGCUCGGGAGUAUUGUGACGAUAUCAAAAGAAAGCAUAAGCCCAUUAUAUUAUCACACCAUAUGCUUCCAGGCUUGCUCCAAGGGCAAGAAAAGAUGUCGAAGUCUGACACAUCAUCUUCGAUCUUCAUGGAGGAUGAGGAGGCCGAAGUUAAUUUGAAGAUCAAGAAAGCUUACUGCCCACCAAAGAUAGUUGAAGGAAAUCCAUGUCUUGAAUAUGUGAAAUACAUUGUCUUGCCAUGGUUCAAGGAAUUUACCGUGGAACGCAAAGCUGAAUAUGGUGGUCCUAAAACUUACCUGACCUUUGAAGAUCUGAUAGCUGAUUAUGAAGCAGAGGCGCUGCAUCCUGGAGAUGUCAAACCUGCCUUAGCUAAGGCACUGAAUAAAAUCCUUCAGCCUGUCCGAGAUCAUUUUGCCAACAAUGCCGAUGCCAAAGAUUUACUUAAGAGGGUCAAGUCCUACAGGGUCACCAGGUGAAGGGAAACAAAUGUUUAUAGAACUUGAUCAUGUUCACUCCCCACGUAAGACGCUAAUUAAAACAAGUGGGAAGUUGGCUAGAUCAUGCCAAGUUUUGCAUUAUUGCAACGUGCAAGGAAAUUGAGUUAUUGAAUUUGAAUAUAGCUAUGUUGGAUUUGAUUAUAACGUGGUACUAAGGUACAAGAUUUUAUUCCAAAAUUUUGGGUAGACA
Messenger RNA from Beta vulgaris subsp. vulgaris (sugar beet), 1520 nucleotides. Its product is annotated as tyrosine--tRNA ligase 1, cytoplasmic. The record is from RefSeq and is a predicted model, not a curated record. The coding region runs from base 146 to 1309 and encodes 387 amino acids. Gene Ontology annotation, biological process: tRNA aminoacylation for protein translation. The transcript is spliced from 10 exons. Lineage: Eukaryota; Viridiplantae; Streptophyta; Magnoliopsida; Caryophyllales; Amaranthaceae. Gene Ontology annotation, molecular function: ATP binding; tyrosine-tRNA ligase activity.